Lodderomyces jiufengensis is the source of this 1365-nucleotide messenger RNA. RefSeq names its product putative lipoate--protein ligase. The coding region runs from base 1 to 1365 and encodes 454 amino acids. Gene Ontology annotation, molecular function: lipoyltransferase activity. NCBI's taxonomy places the organism in Eukaryota, Fungi, Ascomycota, Pichiomycetes, Serinales, Debaryomycetaceae. The record is from RefSeq and is a predicted model, not a curated record. The transcript has a single exon. Gene Ontology annotation, cellular component: cytoplasm; mitochondrion. Gene Ontology annotation, biological process: protein lipoylation.
AUGACAAUAAUUAUAAAAAGAUCAUUGCAUCUUUUGAAAAACAGAGGUCUACUACGAUACUACUCGAAUAUCAAUGUUCCUUUUCAAGAUGACUUAUCUGAUAUAGACUUGGACGAUUUUGGAUUGAGUGAUUUCAAACAUUAUAAAGAAUCAACUGAUGUGAUUGAACAAAGAAAGAAAUUAUACCAAUCAAUAAGUGAAGAAGUAGCAAAUGAACAACCCAUAACAUCAUUAGAAUCAAUUGCAAGUGCAAAAGAACCAUCGAUUUAUAUAUCAAAAUUAACUGAUCCAUACAUAAAUUUAUCAAUUGAAGAUUACAUAUACAACAAAAUGCCAUUAUCUACAAAUUUUAACUCCGAAAGAUUAAUGUUUUAUACAAACUCACCAUGUGUUGUUAUUGGAAAAAAUCAAAACCCAUGGAAAGAAGUCAACUUACCAGUACUAAACUCAUUAGGCUAUCCAUUAAUAAGAAGAAAAUCAGGAGGUGGAACAGUUGUUCAUGAUUUAGGUAAUGUUAAUUUUUCAUUUAUGACAACUAAACAGAAAUUUGAUAGAUUUAAAUUUGUUAAUUUAGUAGUUGAUUCAAUUAAUCAAUCUGGAGUAGCUAAAAAGAUUGAAGUUAAUAAACGUGGAGAUAUAGUUACUAUAGAUCAAAAUCAAGAAUUUAAAAUUAGUGGAUCUGCCUAUAAAUUAUCAAAGGGUAAAUCUUAUCAUCAUUCCACAAUGUUAUUAAAUUCAAAUUUGAAAAAUUUAAGUAAAAUUUUACAUAGAGAUGAGAGAAAAUUGGGUGUAGUUGAAGCUAAAAAUUCAAUAGCUUCAGUUAAAUCAAAAGUCACAAAUUUAGAAAUUGAUAGUGAUAAAUUUAUUAAAAUAGUAAGCAAUGAAUUCAAACAAGAAUAUGGGAUAAAUGAACAAACAGUAAAGGAAGAAGAGAGUGAAGAAGUCAAAGAAUUUGAUGAGUUCAAUGAAAUGAUGGGAUUGACUGAUUUUAUUAACCUGAUAAAAACAGCAAAUGUAUUUGAAAUAAAUUCAUCUACGCAACUACCUCAAGAAGUAAUAGAUACAUCAGAAGAAUUGAAAAAUUGGAAUUGGAAAUUUGGUCAUACUCCAAUAUUCAAUCAUUACUUGUUAAAUGAUAAAUUGGGUUUGAAGUUAAAAUUUUAUGUUGAAAAGGGCAAAAUUGUACAAAUUGAUUGGGAGCUAGAGAAGCCAAAUAAUGAACUUCAAUCUGUUUUAAAGAACUUUGAAAAAGGUGCUGCUGGAAAAGAAUGUCGUGGUGAUUUGAUUAAAGAGAGUUUAGGAUCUGAUGACGAAUUAAGCAAAGACCUCGGUAAGUGGUUAAGUAAAAGUAUAGACGGAUUAUAG